AUGGCUUGCUAUGUGCGGGUCCCGAAAUGGUUCACGGAUCGAUUCAGAAAUCUUGGAAUCCUGAUUGGUUCCCAUCCUAUCAAGCUCAUCGCGUUGUCAUUAAUCGUGACUGCUGGUCUGAGCUGUGGGAUGUUUAAACUGACGUCGGAGUCGGACACAGAAACUCUGUAUACUCCAGUGGGUAGUCAGGCCUCCAAGGACAGAGAGAAGAUUCAGGCGGUAUUUGAAGACGACUCAGGCAGCAACUUCUUCCCUCGCUCAUUGACAAAGUCCGACCUAUACGGGGAUGUCAUAUUUUCAGAUGUAAAUGUUGUUGAUGAGGACUCACUGUCAGCAAUACGAUUCUAUAUUGAUCAUAUCAAGAAUAUAACUGUUACGCUCAACAAUAUUCAGUAUUCCUACUCUGAUGUAUGUGCUAGAAGAGACGGAAGCUGCUACAGAUCUGGUGAUACGUUCAAUGGUUCUAUUACUGGUGGUGUAACUUAUCCGGUAUUCAACAAUGUAGAUUUGUCUUCAGUCUUAGGAAAUGUCAACGCAAAGGACGGUAAAUUAGUUUCAGCAGGGUACCUGGAAGUAACCUUCCACCUGAGGCAGGACUCGGUCAUCCUUCGUGCUGCAGCGAUUGCCUGGGAAGAUGAGUUCAUCAAAGUAAUGUCAACCUUGAAACCUGAAAACGUUACCAUGAGCUAUGCUGCAUCGCAGUCUCUGAACAAGGAACUGGAUGCCAACACCGGAGGGGACAUCACUUACUUCUCAAUAACGUUCACGCUGAUGAUCACUUAUGCAACAAUAAUCGUUGGUGGUGACAUGGUGUCAUCGAGGACGUGGGUUUCCUGGGCAGGUGUUCUAGCGGCUGGAAUGGGGAUAGCAUCUUCCCUUGGACUUGUUAGCCUGUGUGGAAUGAAGUUUGUCAACAUUGUUGGGACGAUGCCAUUUCUUGUCCUAGGUAUUGGUGUGGACGACAUGUUCCUGUUGAUGUCAAGCUGGGCGGACACCUACCCUCAUCACGACAUGUCUGUGGCAAACAGGAUUGGGAUGACGUUUGCGUCAGCUGGCAUUGGUAUCACCAUAACAUCACUGACAGACCUUCUUGCCUUCAUAAUUGGAACAUCCUCCGUCUUCAUCAGCGUCAGGAACUUCUGUGUAUAUACAGGGGUGGCCGUCAUCUUCUGCUACCUGUACCAGUGCUUCUUCUUUGCACCUUGUCUGAGUCUUCACGGCAGCCGUGUAGACGCUCGCCGACACUGCCUGACCUGCCUUAGAGUGAAAAGUCGGUUGGACUACAGAGAAGAGAACAAACAUUGUCUCUACGUGUACAGUUGUGGAGGAACACGUCCUAAAGAAAGAGAGCAAGAUGAACGUAUAUGCGAGACUGGUCCAAGAAAAAUACUCCCUGUCAUACUCCUUCAUGUUGCUGGUAAAAUAACAGUCGUAGUUGUGUAUUUAUCAUACCUGGGUGUAUCCAUAUAUGGUCUUGUCAACCUUAAGCAAGGUCUUGAUCUAAAGAACCUGGUUUCACCAUCCUCUCAUUUCUACUCAUACACAGAUAUCAAAGACACCUACUUUCCCAAUACUUUCCCAAUUCCUUUCAUAUUUGAAGACACAACCAACUAUUUGAACAAAGACACAAUAACACAAAUUAACAAACUGCUUGCAGACGCACAAUCAGACAGUGAAGUAAAUUCACAGUCUUCAGUGUGUUGGUUGACGAAUUACAUGAAUUCUUCCUAUUUUGAUGACACGAGUGGGACAACAUUUGUAUCAGGAGCGCAAUACUUUCUAAAUGAAACGCCAGCAUUCAAAAACGACGUGGCUUUUAACGGUAUUGGUGAGCAUAUUAUUGCUAGUCGCUGUUACCUGUUCUCUGAUGACAUCAAGGAUUCUAAUAAGCAGGCUCGGGUGAUGACUCGGAUGCGAGAACUGGCAGAUGGCUCUCCCCUAUCAGUUUACACUUAUUACCCUGCCUUCAUCUUCUUUGAGCAGUACGUCGCUAUUCUACCCAGCACUCUCCAGACUGUUGGGGUAGCCCUUGUCGUGAUGACUGUGGUCACGUGUAUCUUCAUGCCACAUCCACUCAUGAUAACACUAGUUGUUUUCAACAUUGUGUCCAUACUAGUCGGAAUAUUCGGCUUCCUGUAUUUCUGGGAUCUUAGUCUCAGCUCAGUCACUAUGAUCCAUCUCAUCAUGUCUGUGGGUUUCUCUGUUGACUUCAGCGUCCACGUCUGCUCAGCCUUCUUGCUCGGAGAAAGGCAGCACUCGUCGAAAAAAGUCAAAUAUGCUAUUGUUCAUGCUUCAGGUCCCGUACUAAAUGGCGCCAUCUCCUCUUUCCUUGGCGUCAUAAUCCUGGUUUUAUCCGAGUCCUACAUCUUCAAAUCCUUCUUCAACAUCAUGCUCACGGUUAUGUUGUUGGGUAUGCUGCAUGCAGUGUUUCUUCUUCCAGUUGUCUUGUCCCUAGUUGGACCGACGGAGUCACCAGGAAAGGCCACAGAAGCACGCCAUCCAGCUAGUUCACAACAAGCUGAAACAACAAAUUAA
This is a messenger RNA of Haliotis rubra (blacklip abalone), 2535 nucleotides long. RefSeq names its product patched domain-containing protein 3-like. The record is from RefSeq and is a predicted model, not a curated record. NCBI's taxonomy places the organism in Eukaryota, Metazoa, Mollusca, Gastropoda, Lepetellida, Haliotidae. Gene Ontology annotation, cellular component: membrane.